Molecule: messenger RNA, 1404 nt
Organism: Triplophysa rosa
Lineage: Eukaryota; Metazoa; Chordata; Actinopteri; Cypriniformes; Nemacheilidae
Gene: xrcc2
Product: X-ray repair complementing defective repair in Chinese hamster cells 2
Exons: 3
Coding region: 6-920 (304 amino acids)
Biological process (GO): DNA strand invasion; double-strand break repair via homologous recombination
Cellular component (GO): replication fork; centrosome; Rad51B-Rad51C-Rad51D-XRCC2 complex
Molecular function (GO): four-way junction DNA binding; ATP binding; ATP-dependent DNA damage sensor activity
Source: RefSeq, a predicted model, not a curated record
GCAAUAUGACAGCGCGUGUACGAAUGGCUGAGAAUGGUGCUCAGGUUGUAUCCAGACUUGAGGGGCGACAGUCAUUGAAGGACGUAUUCCCCAAUAUUUUUCCAGUGGAUGGCGGCCCAGGACAAGGUGAUAUUGUGGAGUUUUACGGCAUGGAGGGCACAGGUAAGACAGAAACCUUGUACCACCUGAUCACUCGCUGUAUCAUGCCAGUGCAGAGUGGAGGUCUGGAGGUGGGGGUAAUCAUCAUCGACACAGACCACCACUUUGACAUGCUGCGGUUAGUGAGCAUUCUAGAGGGACAGUUGGCCAGACACUCAAAGGAAAGUGACGGUUCUGAGACUGAACCUGAGGAGGGAGUAUGUUCAUGUCUGCGCAGGCUGUCCGUAGUGCACUGUAGCAGCUCAGCGCAGCUUCUUCUUACCCUGCAUUACCUUGAGAACUCCAUCUCCAUCCAGCCCUCCCUUGACCUGUUGAUCAUUGACAGCAUCUCUGCUUUCUACUGGGUGGAUCGAUACAGUGGUGGUGAGAGCAUAGCUUGUCAGGAGGCUAACAUGAGGAAGUGUGCCGAGUUCCUGGACAAACUACGCAAAAACUAUGGCAUUGUGAUUUUCGCUACCACCCAUGCAAUCAUGAGGAACUACAACACAACCUCUGAUUCGGGGCUGUCAGAUGUGCCUGGCUCAUCAUCAUCAUCGUGGAGGUGGAAGUCAGCUGAUAGUGCUACAGACUUUAACAAGCCUUACCUGUGCAGAGCAUGGCAGAGAAUAGUAACUCACAGAGUGCUGUUCACAAAAAGCCACGUGUCAAAAGACCAUAAGCAGGUUUUCUCUGCAGCGUGUACCAGCAUAAUGACCAAAGGUGUCAAAAAAUGCUUGUUUAAUGUCAUGGAAGAUGGCAUUAAAUUUUUAUGUGACAAGUGAAAACUCUCAGGAGAAGAUACACACGUUUUUAAGCUAUCGUCCAAUCAUGAGAGUGUAUACAUGCAAAGCUUUUUUGUUUUUUUACAAGAACGUUCAAGUGCAAAAGGGGGCUAUCAGUGUGCUUCGUGAUCUACCCAGAACUUAUUCCACUUGUCUUAUUAAAUUACAAUUAAUUAAAUUUAGAAUUUAGAUUAUUACAAGAAAAAAUAGCUAUGGACCAUUACUGAAGAUUAAUAUUUUUGUCAUUCAUCUUAUAAAUAAAACACACUUCCAUUAAUGCCUUUUCUGUCCAUUACAGCAAUUUCAAGAAUUACUAUUACUAUACCAUUGCUCUUAGGAUAAGAGAUUAAACUGAGGGUCGCCUUUGGAGUAUAAUUCAUCUAGCUUUGUUAUUAGUGCUAUAGAUGUUAUGUGGUUUGUGUUAUUAAAGUUAAAAAACAAAAACAUGUGUAAUUUAUGGAGAGAAUAAAUAUUUAGAUUUAAG